AGCCUUUUUUCUUGGCUCAGUCUGGCAGGAAUCACCCGCGCAGCCUUAGAUUCGCAUUCGCCAUGUCGCUGCGGUAUUAUUUGACCUUCAUCGAUGAGGUGCCGGAGGCCGCCAAUUUUCGUCGGGCCUCGAGCUGUGAGCCGAGCCGGGUGAGGAGCACGGAGGAGGAGCUGCUGUCCGCAGAGGUCGAAGGUCUGGCUGAUCGCGCUGCCCACCUCACGCGCCUCACUCGCCUGCCCCCGGCUGCGGCUCCGGUCCCGGUUCCCAGUCUGCCGACGGCGGUCGAGACGGGCGCCAUCAGUGCCACGUCCCCUGGCAGCCGAGGGCAUCCGGAGCUUUGCCGCCGGCCCUGCCUGCACUUUGCGCGUGGCGAGUGCCCGCGGGGAGCAGACUGUGUGUACUGUCACCUGCCCCACCCUCAGCGCGCUGUGAGCUUGGACAAGCGGAUGCGGGAGUGGGUCACCACUUUGGCCCCAUGCAACUUGCUCGCGCUGGUUCUGCCGCGCCUGCGCGCUUGCGUCGACGCGAUGCCGGUGGAUUUCACGGAGCGCGCCGGCCUGUGUGCAAGGGCUUUCCUGCUGGCCUUGGAGCAGGAAACGGCGCGGCUCGGGCCGCCGACGCUUGUGCCCGAGAGUCAGAAGAUUCUGAAGCGGCUGAACCUGAUGACAUUGGCGAUGCUGAUGGGCUUGAUUGUGCGGUGCCCUGCUCCCUCGGUUGCCCUUUUGGCCAAAGAGGCGCUGGAGGACCUGCGUCGGCUCUGAGGGCGGUGCUCCUACAUAGAGCCUUGAACCCUGCUCAUUGAAUUAAAUUUGUUCCACGCCCUAAAA
Messenger RNA from Effrenium voratum, 827 nucleotides. NCBI's taxonomy places the organism in Eukaryota, Dinophyceae, Suessiales, Symbiodiniaceae. The record is from the annotation of a GenBank genome assembly.